Molecule: messenger RNA, 1731 nt
Organism: Kluyveromyces marxianus DMKU3-1042
Lineage: Eukaryota; Fungi; Ascomycota; Saccharomycetes; Saccharomycetales; Saccharomycetaceae
Gene: CHS5
Product: Chs5p
Exons: 1
Coding region: 1-1731 (576 amino acids)
Biological process (GO): Golgi to plasma membrane transport; conjugation with cellular fusion
Cellular component (GO): trans-Golgi network; exomer complex
Molecular function (GO): protein dimerization activity
Source: RefSeq, a predicted model, not a curated record
AUGGUGGAAGUGUCUCUUACUGUAGGAAAAGUAGACGCGUCGUUAGCGAUUCUCACGACCAGCGAUCACUAUGUGAUUGAGUUUCCCACUGUGUUGUUGCCCGAGAAUGUUGAAGCGGGAUCAGUGGUGAAGAUAUCGGUAGAGCAAGACUUGGAGCAAGAAAAAGAGCAAAAACGUAAGUUUGAGUCGGUGCAAGAACAAAUUCUCAGCAAGUACGGAAGUGAUCCACCAUCAGAGCCGGUGCUACAUCUAUUGAAUGCCACACAGACGAGUUGUGUUAUCAAUUGGGACCCAAUUCAUUUGGGCUCGUCGCAAUUGAAGUCGUUGAUUUUGUACAAGCAGGGGAACAGACAUUUGGUGCUUACGCAGGAUGCUUGGGGCAAACAGCAGGAGAACGGACACGGCGCAAACCCUUGGGAACUGGAGAAUGACCAGCAUAAUACGCUGAAGGUUUCUGGUCUCUCGGUUGAUGUCGAGUACGAAUUCCAACUCUUGCUGAAUACAACCUCAGGGAAGUUCUGGUCGAAUGUGUUGAAGGUACAUACACACAAGAUGACAGACAUGUCUGGUAUCACUGUUUGCGUGGGACCAAACACGGUGCUAGACGGUACAGCCACGCGUGAGCAGAUCAAACGUUCGUUGAGCAAAAUAGGAGCAAAUCCGUUGCAAGACCACGUCACUUUGGAGACGACGCACUUCGUGGCAGUUGAACUUCAGGACAAUGAUGAAGAAUUGGCUAGGGCCAGAAAUAACAACAUUCCAAUUGUGAGACCUGAGUGGGUGAAGGCUUGUGAAUUGGAGAAGAGAAUCGUUGGGGUUAGAGAUUUCUAUUUGGAUUCCGCACCUGACACCUUUUCGCAAUACAAAUUUACCGAUGAGUCAGCCGAAACGGAGCCAGCUUUAGAGACCGUAAGAGAGGAAUCUGUUGAACAGCCAGUCGAAGAGCCAGUCGAAGAGUCAGUCAAGGAACCAGUCGAAGAGCCAGUCGAAGCAAAGGAGGGCACCGUGGAGGUUCCAAUUGAUGCUCCAGCCGAACCAACCACAGAUACCACAGAGUCCAAUGACGUACAAGAGUCUGAAAUACCGGUGGAAGAACCAGAGAAAACCGAACAGCCAGCAGAACAAUUCGACGAAGUUCCAAUUGAAAAUACGUCCGAGCCAGCAGAACAACUUGAUGAAGUUCCAAUCGAGCAACCUGAGGACGUAUCAGAGGCAACUCCAGUUGAAAAGAUUUCAGAAGAGACUCCAGCUGAUGAAGCUCCAAAAGAGACCCCAGUUGAAGAAGCUCCAAAGGAAACCCCAAUUGAGGAAGCUCCAAAAGAGACCCCAGUUGAAGAAGCUCCAAAGGAAACCCCAAUUGAGGAAGCUCCAAAAGAGACCCCUGUUGUAGAAGCUCCAAAGGAAACCCCAAUUGAGGAAACUCCAAAUGAGACCCCAGUUGAAGAAGCACCAGAAGAAACAGCAGCUGAGGAAGCACCAGAAGAAACUCCAGCUGAAAAGGCUCCAGAAGAAACAGCAGCUGAGGAAGCACCAGAAGAAACAGCAGCUGAAGAAGCUCCAAAUACUAACCCUGCAGAAGUAGAAUCAGGGGAAGAAUCAGAGGUACAAGUAGACAACACAGAGGAAACGUCUCCAGAAGCCGUAGAAACAGAAAAUAAGCCUUCUUCUGCACCAGCUUCGAGUUCAAGCUCUAAAAAGAAGAACAAGAAAAAGAAAAAGGGCAAAAAAUAA